Molecule: messenger RNA, 1624 nt
Organism: Emiliania huxleyi CCMP1516
Lineage: Eukaryota; Haptophyta; Isochrysidales; Noelaerhabdaceae
Exons: 10
Coding region: 1-1551 (516 amino acids)
Biological process (GO): magnesium ion homeostasis
Source: RefSeq, a predicted model, not a curated record
AUGUCUCCUUUCUUGUCCGGCUGCCUGGACACGCUGCACGAGGGCGGCGUCGGCCUCGACUCGGCCACCGCCCUGUGCUCAAAGCUGGCCGCGCUGAAGGCCUCGCCGCUCGAGUCGCUCGAGGAGGAGCCGUCGCACUUUGCCAGCUUUGACAAGCCAGAGGACUGGAUGAAUCUGAGCGUGGCGCUGUGCUGCAUGCUCAUGGCCGCUACGGCGUCGGGUCUGACGAUGGGCGUCGUCUCGCUCGACGAGCUCGAGCUCCGCGUCAAGGAGCGCAACGUCAACGAGUCCAAGACCGAGCGAGGGUACGCGACGCGGAUUCUGCCGCUGAUCCGGCUGUCGCCUCGGCACCAGCUGCUUGUGUCGCUGCUGCUGCUGAACGCGAUCGCAAACGAGGCGAUGCCGCUCUUUCUGGACAAGCUGGUCCCUCCCUGGGCCGCCAUCCUCAUCUCCGUCACCGCGGUCCUCUUCGUUGGCGAGAUCAUCCCCGCCGCGGCGCUGGACCGGCUGCUGCCGCACGCCGAAGGCUUGCCCACGAGGCACGAGGUGAAGGCGCUGGUGGACGCUAUGGACCUCGCGACGAUGAAGCAGGUCAUCGCGCUCGGCCACUCGCGCGUGCCUGUCUACUGGGGGCCCGCCAAGUCCUCGAUCACGCGCUUCAUACACGUCAAGGACCAGAUCAUGCUCACGCCGGCCGACGCCACGCCCGUUGGGCCGGAGGACUCUCUCUUCGCGCUCCUCAACACCUUCCAGGAGGGCGCACCUCGCGAGCUCCUCAGCCCCUUCCAGCCCCUCCCUGGCCGACCGGCGCUCGCGAGCCAGGGCGAGUUCCCCGGCGGCAAGUCGGGCUGCAUCGGGGUCAUCACGCUCGAGGACAUCAUCGAGGAGAUCCUGACGGAGGAGAGGGGCCUCCGAGAUUACCCGAGAUUACCCGAGAUUGCCCGAGAUGAGAUCCUGACGGAGGAGAGGGUCCUCCGAGAGAUCUACGACGAGUCCGACAUUCGCGCCGCCAAGCAGGUCCUCAACAAGUUCGUGCUGACCAUCGUGCGGCCUCGCCUCGAAAAGAAGCGCGCAGGGGCCGCGGCGGUGGCCGCCUCCGACUCCUCGAUCCCGCCAAACAGCCCGCUGAGGCGCCCCCCUCCCUCGGCCUCUACCAGUCCAUCGUUCGGCAUCCAGUGCUCGCUAGUGGCUGGCCACCGCUCCUCGCCUAGGCGCCUCCCCUCGGUCGAGCGGCUCGUCCUGCGCUCCUCCUUCACCGAGGCGUCGGUGGAUGGGAAGCGGCGCGUCCUGCGCGGCACGGCGAGCGACGGACGUGUCCAGGACACGCCCAUGACAUGGAGACGUGUCGGCAGGCGCGUCCUGCGCGGCAAGACGCUCAAGAGCGAGCUCGCGGCGAGAUGUAACCGAGAGAUGGCCGAGAGGUGGCCGAGGGAUGGGCGAGAGAUGGGCGAGGCGCACUCGGAGCAGCCAGGCACUUCGUCGGCAGCGGCCUCGAGCGGGUCGGCGUCGCGCGAUAUGGCCUCGCCCCUCCUCGCGCCGUCGGAGCCGUAGCUAGAGGGGAGCCCCGGGACGGCGCGAGGGAUGGCGGACAAGGAAUAUUAAAAGAAUUUUGCGCUAACGUCAA